UCUUGGUAUCCUUUCUUACCUUCUAUCAUCUAUCCUUCCCUUACUGAGUAUGCCUUCCACCGCUGAGUUAUACUCAUGUGGAAUCUAUUAAGAACCGCUUAGCUGCCUUACACCAAAGCACAUUAACUACCAAAAUUCAGCAAAAAUAUAUAUUAAGCACCAGUUGCGCGCCCUAAUUUUGCCCGGGUUGACUUUUUGUUUCAACAUUUUUGAAUAUUCUUAUAUAAAAUUGAAGAUCAUUUGUCCAAUUUAUUAGAUCGUCAGAGCUGGAUGAAAUAUAAUAAGAAUUAAAUAAAUUUUUGUGUUUUUUUUAUAAAAAUUCUAUACGAUGUAGUUAAUGAGUUUUAACGAGGUACUCCCUUUCCCCACUGAUAUGAACAUAACAACUUUAUGGCCAAAUCAGUGAUGAUGCUUCAUGGUCCUAACCAAAUUUUCAUUUACAGAAGUGAAAUAAUAAUAUUUAACAAAAUAUAUUUUUGAUGUAAAUUAUCAUUCCGUCGAAGUACAAAAUAUAUAUACAGUGUUAAAAAUAUAAAUUAGAAAUAAAACAGUGUAAAAAAACAAAACAAUAUGUGCUGAAACUUAAGUGUUACAAUGAUCUCUAUAAAAACUGUGUGUGGCACAGGACUGUUUUGUGUGAAAAGUGUUAAGUGUAAAAAGAUAUGGGAUGACUCAUAGUGAAAGAUGUUAUAUCCAGCCCACUUUUCGAUCACAAGAUGAUGCACGAAAUUCACGACAAUGCUGGGGCAGGCGCAAGCGGCGCGAUGGAGGGAAGCGAGGGCGGAGGGAGUGGGGGUGCCGUGGUCGAUAUGGACGAGUGCGGCUCCCUCUCACUGCCUCCCGACCUUCCCCCUUAUUCAGGCGACUAUAUUAUCAGUGAUUAUAUGGAGAGGCUCGGCACUCGUCUGAACAUCCUUGAGACAGAGCUUAAAUACGCAUGGAGAGCUUUAGAUCUUCUGAGUCAAGAAUACGUUAGAAUGUGGGAUCGAUUGGAGAGAUUAGAGUCAUUACUUGCUGAUCAACAGGGUGUAAUAUCUACUCUUCUAGACUUUUAUACAUGCCGCACUGUAACAUCUAGAGAUCCUAUGACCAGACUUGAGGUUAUUAGAGAGAUACUCGGAAAUGGGACGAUAGAAGAUGGUAUCGAAGAAGGUUUGGAUAUAGGCCGAAGUGCUAUGCUUUUAGAUUCACAAGAGGAAGCCAUGGAAUCGAAUGAAGCGUUUUAUAGAAGUUUAAAUCAAGCAUAUAGAGAUGAUUACGUUUGUGAUGAAACUUCCAGACCUCCUUCUCAACUGGACAUGAUUUGGGAAGCACCCGAAGAGACAGAAAUAGAAACAGUACCAAAUGUUUCCGGACAAAUGUAUAGUGCAACCGAUUACAAAGAUUACUGUGGCAUACAAGGAGGGCCCAGUAUAAGUGACAGAGAUUUAGUUCAUAUAUCUACAUUAAGUACAAUAGAUCAAAUAACAGUAGAUAAAUUGCAUGAAUUAGAUAGGUUGACAACUCAAUUACACAAAGAUUCGAGAGAGUUAAAAGACUUAAAAUCUAGAAUUAUUAGCCCAGAAAUAAAAAUAACAGCUAAACACGAGAGAGACAUUGAAGCAAAGGCGCUCGUUGAAGAUGGUAAUAUAAUUAAUGAGCAAUUAAAAAGUGUUUAUUCUGGUGGGGAAAACUGGGCUAUUAAUGAUAUGAUGAAGAGUUUUGACGAUUUUAUGUUAACAACACCAAAAGAAAAUAUCGUAAAAGACAAAUCUCCAUCUAGAUUGUCAUUGACUGAGAGUACAGCAGUUGACAGAACUUUAGAUUAUUUACCUCCAACUCUUUCACCCAGACGGAAAUUUGUACCAGAAAGAACAACAACUGAACCUUAUACGACUGUAACUGGACGUUUAGCAUAUAGCUCAGCAGUAGCAAAUGCCGAGAUUAAUGCUGCUAAAGCAUCGAAGUCUCCAAGCGCACUUUCGAGAGAUCGGUUUGAGUAUGGAUCCGAUUAUACAGUGAGUGAUCUUGCUAGAUCGAAUUACUACCCAUCUAAAGCUCAACAAACACUCAGUGAUACGUAUAAAUCGAUGAAAGACCAACCUCAUUCACCGAUUUCUAUUCAUGAAAUAUAUGAUGGUAGCGCAGAUGACAGAAUCGAUGUUUCAUAUGAUGAUAGAAUACGUAAAUCACCUAGCCCACCACCACCAGCUCCACCCAAUGGGACAGAAAUAUUCUCAACACUUGAAAAUAAUAACGAGUUACUAACAAAACAUCAAACAUUACUUUCUACAGGUAUUAGUACAAUUCAAACAGAAAGUAUGAGAUUAAGUCCUCGCUCACCAAAAUCCCCAAAAACAUCUCCUAAGCAUUUAAAAAGAGAGAGCGCAAAUAUAGUGACUGCUAAGUCUGAUUCUGGUUUAUCAUCCAUGAGUGGUUGGUCUAGUUUAGAAAAGAGUCCUGGGUCACCGAAAACAGGAAGAAUUUCUCAUAGUCAUGAUGGCCAUAAAAUAAGAGUUCCAUCUCCACAAUCAGUGCAAAAAAGUUAUGAUGGUUCAAAGCCAUAUUUAGAAACUUUAGUAGAUUCAUAUGUAUAUGAAGAUAAACACUUAAAAAAAGAAUAUAUAUCUCAUAAAUCAGAACAUUUUAAAGAAUUGCAAAACAUGUUAGAGUUGAGUAAAUUACAGGAAAAAGUUGGCAGUGGCUUUAUGAAAAGUGAUGACCAUUUUCCGAUGCCAAGUCAAACUACACCGGGAAAUGUAGGAGAGUAUUAUUACGGUAAUGACGCACCUUCUAUUUACUCAGUAGCAGGAAACAGACAACCAAUUUUUACAACUGUGUAUAGUACACCUAGAGGAAUGCUUUCAGAAGAUAGAAAUUUUUCCGAGCUAAUAGAUAGGAACGAAAUUUUAGAAACUGAAUCAAAGCAAACAAUAGAUCCUUACCCUCCUGAACCUAGUUAUCAUGCACAAACAGUUGUGAUGUCUGGAAGUAAUGUUAAUAAAAAAGCAUUGACACGAGCAAAUACAAUGUCCGGAUCAGAUUCAAAUUUUUAUCAAAAUGGCUAUAAAGUGACAAACCACCGCGCCGGAUAUCCUCCGGGAAAUUUAACGGAUGCGCUAUCAUACUAUCCAACAUCUAGUAGAUAUGAUUCACCGAAAAGAACACCAUUAGAAGAGCGUAUAUCAUGGCAAGGAGGAAGUCGUUCCCCAACAAGCUCUGUGGAAACAUCUAGCCUUAAAUCUCAUUCGCUUAGUAUAGCAGAAAGGAAACAAUUUCAAAAUCAACUUCAACAAGAAUAUUUUAAGCAACAACAAUAUGACCAACGUAAUGGAAAUGUCGUUUGUGAAGUACAAAAUUACGAUAAACAAAUUGCGGAGCAUAGUAAAAUAAGGUCUGAUCAAUAUAUGGAUUCGAGUGGCAUACUUGUUUCUGAGUCUGGCUAUUUGUCGAUUUCAUCCAAUUUAAAACUUAAAUCACAAGACAAACAAAGUAAAAAGCCAAAAAGAACUUCAUCAUUAAAAUCAGCUAUGUCGUCAAUGAGUCACUGGUUACCAGAUUUACAUUUACCUAAAAAGCAUCGCUCACAUUCCUUACCUUCUGGAGUUGACGCGGUAGAACAACAACAGCAACAAGAAAAAACUUUAAAAGAAAGGCUAUUAUCUGCGCAACGCCGAAAGAAAAAAUAUCAGUUAGUUGCCUCAAUGUCAGGUCUUCUUCAAAAAGCGAGAAGAAAACAUCAAACUAGUCAUCAAUCAUUAUCGGAUCCAGAAACAUCAGAAACGGAGUGGUCUGGAGGGCGAUCUAGUGCUCAAUCAGAAGAUAGUGACAGCGUAUUUUCUGACUCUAUACACGAAAGUAACAUGUUCACAAAAGUUCCGACAAAAUUAAAACAACGUAAAGUUAAUAAUCAAGAAAUUGUACACCAACAACAGUUAAUACAAGAUCUACAACAUCAACAAGCAAUGCUCGAAGGUAACGGUCAAGAAUGUAUAUUAGAAGAAAACGAAAGGUUUCCAUCUAGUAAUGGUAUACCCCGUGACAAAAGUGAUGACAUUGAUUUUCAUUUUGCUCGUGUUAGUCAAAUGAAUAAAGACAACAUAACGGAAUUAGAAAAGCUUGAUAUCGACACCGAUAUAUCAAACGUAGACCCAUUUGAAGACGAAAAAGAAGAUACUCAAUCUCCAACAGCAAUUUUUGCAACAGUUGGAGAUAUGAAAAAGGCAUCGAUAGCUUCAGAUGAAUCUCAAAGUGAAAAUAAUAAAUCUUAUAGCGGAAGUUCUCAAGAAUUCGCCGUGUCGCGAGCUUUAGGUAAAUAUCGACUUCGUAAAUCAUCCUCUGUGACUGACGAUUCAUCAGACACAUCACCACCAAAAAUCGAAACAAGUACGCCUAAUGAAAUAAUAAAUGAACCAAUGAAACAAAAUGAGAGGAGACAAAAUAGAUCAAGUCCACCUGAAACCGCAAAGAGUACAGGUAUUACAGUAUCAGAAGAUCAUCACACAUAUCCUGAUCGUAGUCCCUCCAUGCAGAGUACUAGAGGAGUGCAAAAUAAAUUCCAACCUAGACAUCAGCAAAGUCUUGAUAUUCCUAAUAAGCACGAUGAUGAUGAUAGUCGAAGCACACACUCUUGGAGAAGUGGAUCCAGAGUUUCUUCACGGAGGCAGAGUACUGAAGACAGUAUUGAUUCUGAAGAUGAAUGGUACCGGUAUGAAUUGCGUAAACUGGAAGAAAUGGAGAAUCAAUCACAACAAGAGCUAGAAAAAGAGAAUUUGCUAUUAGAGGAGCCAGUCAUAGAAGAGGAACCAGAGGAAGUUUUGAAAGAAAAGAUGUCCUAUGUACUGCGGGAAUUAAAAUUGAAAACCGCACCUAUUAAAGUUAAAUAUGAUGAAGCACCAACAGAAGAAUCGUGGAAGCAUAUAACAACUUUUCCAGACAUGGAUGAAAAAAUUGAAGAAACCAUGUCGCACAAAGAAUCUGAUGAUGAUAAAUCUUACGCUUCGUCUGGGUCUGGAGAAACUUCUGGACCUGACAGUCCCGUACAGAGUGGUGAUGAAUUUGACGAUGAAGAAGAGAUGCCUCGAGUACACCAAGAACUUUUACCAGCAGAACCUCAACAGCAGCAAGACGUUCCAGCUGGUAGUAAAUGGAAACUUUUAAAAGCUCUCAAGGACAGGAAAGCAGAAGAAAAAACAACGGAAACACCAGCUGCUACCACGCCGUCAACUGAAAAGGACAAAGUUAGCGCAGGUAAUGGCACCAGCGGAUUCAACGAACAAGGUGGACGUGGAAAUGGGCAUCCAGGGGAUAAUCCAUUCUACAGCAAUAUCGACAGUAUGCCUGACAUCCGACCAAGGCGAAAGUCCAUCCCGCUUGUUUCAGAACUUGUUCUCAAGACCAUGGCCGCCACUAAAAGGAAUGCCGGUUUGACAUCAGCAGUUCAUCGAGCGACGUUAAACGACGAAGAGUUGAAAAUGCAUGUGUAUAAGAAGACGCUACAAGCGCUCAUCUAUCCCAUUUCAUCGACAACACCUCACAACUUCGUACUCUGGACCGCCACGUCACCAACGUAUUGCUAUGAAUGCGAGGGAUUGCUCUGGGGAAUCGCAAGGCAGGGUGUCAGGUGUACAGAAUGUGGUGUCAAGUGUCACGAAAAGUGUAAAGACCUACUCAACGCUGACUGCUUACAGAGAGCGGCUGAAAAGUCUUCAAAACACGGCGCAGAGGACAAGGCCAACUCUAUCAUCACUGCCAUGAAAGAAAGAAUGAAACAGCGCGAACGGGACAAGCCAGAAAUAUUCGAGCUCAUAAGACGCGUGUUCAGCAUCGAAACAGAGGGACAUUCGGCGCACAUGAGUACAGUGAAGCAAUCCGUCCUCGAUGGCACGUCGAAAUGGAGCGCCAAGAUCGCCAUCACAGUUAUUUGUGCCCAAGGUUUGAUCGCUAAGGACAAGAGUGGAACCUCAGAUCCUUACGUCACCGUUCAAGUCAGCAAAGUGAAGAAAAGGACAAGAACAAUGCCUCAAGAAUUGAAUCCUGUUUGGAAUGAAAAGUUCUAUUUUGAAUGUCACAAUUCUUCAGACCGAAUCAAAGUCCGCGUUUGGGAUGAGGAUAACGACCUGAAAUCAAAACUUCGUCAGAAAUUAACGAGGGAAUCCGAUGACUUUCUUGGCCAAACAAUUAUCGAGGUUCGAACAUUAUCAGGAGAGAUGGACGUGUGGUACAAUCUGGAGAAGAGGACAGAUAAAUCGGCUGUCUCUGGAGCCAUCAGGCUUCAUAUCAACGUAGAAAUCAAGGGCGAAGAGAAGGUUGCGCCUUACCAUGUUCAGUACACAUGCCUCCACGAAAACCUAUUCCACUAUCUCUGUGAAGAAAACGGUGGUGCUGUCACAUUACCAGCUGCUAGAGGUGACGAUGCUUGGAAAAUCUACUUCAACGAGAACCCUGAAGAAAUUGUUGACGAAUUCGCGAUGAGAUACGGCAUUGAAGCUAUUUACCAAGCUAUGACACACUUCCACUGUCUAUCUACGAAGUAUUUAUGCGCCGGAGUGCCAGCUGUUAUGUCAACUCUAUUAGCUAACAUCAACGCGUACUAUGCGCAUACUACGGCUUCGUCUGCUGUGUCUGCGUCUGAUCGCUUCGCAGCUUCAAACUUUGGCAAAGAAAAGUUCGUGAAACUACUCGACCAACUUCACAACUCGCUCCGGAUCGACCUUUCAAUGUACAGAAAUAAUUUCCCGGCUUCGAGUGCAGAGAAACUUAUGGAUCUCAAGUCCACCGUCGACCUUCUUACGAGUAUCACAUUCUUUAGGAUGAAGGUACAAGAACUUAGCAGUCCGCCUCGAGCCAGCACCGUCGUGAAAGACUGUGUAAAGGCGUGCCUGAGAUCAACAUAUCAAUUUCUUUUCGAAAACUGUUACGAACUUUACAAUAGAGAAUUCCAGGUAGACCCCAACGAAGCCAAGAGAGACCCAUCCGACCACGGACCUCAGUUGGAUUCAGUUGAUUUCUGGCAUAAGCUAAUUGCUCUUAUAGUAUCUGUGAUAGAAGAAGAUAGAAAUAGUUAUGCACCUGUUUUGAAUCAGUUCCCACAAGAAUUGAAUAUUGGUCAGCUCUCAGCAGCUACAAUGUGGUCGCUUUUCGCAGUGGACAUGAAGUAUGCUUUGGAAGAACACGAACAGCAUAGACUUUGCAAGUCGUCCGCAUACAUGAAUUUGCAUUUCAAGGUAAAAUGGCUACACACAAACUACGUGAAAGACGUGCCACCAUACUGCGGCGCUGUUCCGGAGUACCCCGCGUGGUUCGAACCGUUUGUGAUGCAGUGGCUGAACGAGAAUGAUGAUGUAUCUCUUGAAUAUCUGAAUGGAGCCUUCAAUCGGGAUAAACGUGAUGGGUUCCAAAAGUCCAGCGAACACGCGCUAUUCAGCAACUCGGUAGUGGACGUGUUCACCCAGCUGACCCAGUGCUUCGACGUGGUCUCCAAGUUGGAGUGCCCCGACCCCGAGAUAUGGAAGCGGUACAUGAAGCGGUUCGCGAAGACCAUCGUCAAGGUGCUGGUCGCGUACGCGGAUAUAGUUAAGAAGGAGUUCCCUGAACAUCUGAAGGAGGAGAGAGUGGCGUGCAUCCUAAUGAACAACAUCCAGCAACUGCGCGUGCAGCUGGAGAAGAUGUUCGAGGCGAUGGGCGGCAACAAGCUGGAGCGCGACGCGGCCGACAUCCUCAACGACCUGCAGCAGAGCCUCAACAGCACGCUCGAUGAGCUCGCCUCUAUGUUCGCUAAUAGCCUCGAAACCCGCAUAACGGCGAGCGUGAAGGAGCUGGGCGAGCUGCUGCAGAAGGUGGGCGGCGGCGCCGCGCCCGGCCAGCCGCAGCCGCCCGCGCACCACGAGGCGGACGAAGUGCUCAGACCGCUCAUGGACAUAUUGGACGGUUCGUUAACCAUGUAUGCAGAAUCGUGUGAAAAGACGGUACUCAAGCGGUUGCUGAAGGAAUUAUGGAAGAUUGUAAUGAAGAUUCUAGAAAAAACUGUCGUCCUUCCACCGAUGACAGACAAAACGAUGAUGUUGAAGAAUCUGACGAACAACGCCAAGAACUUGGCAGCGAACGCUAAGAUCGAAGACAUGACGCAACUGUUCAAGAGUACAGUUGGCAAGCAGGAUGUGAAGCAUGCGCUGUCCGGAGUUAUGGAUAUAUCGAAAGAGCACCUGUCAGCGGAGAAGAGCCUGACGCCGAAGCAGUGCGCGGUGCUGGACGCGGCGCUGGACACGAUCAAGCAGUACUUCCACGCGGGCGGCAACGGCCUCAAGAAGACCUUCCUGGAGAAGAGCCCCGAGCUGCAGUCGCUGCGCUACGCGCUCAGCCUCUACACACAGACCACCGACACGCUCAUACGGACCUUCGUUACCAGCCAGCAGAAUCAGGAUGCUGCAGUGGCGGAAGAGGGAAGUGUGGGAGAAAUCUCGCUGCAAGUGGACCUGUUCACUCACCCCGGCACCGGCGAACACAAGAUUACUGUGAAAGUUGUGGCAGCAAACGACCUGAAGUGGGUGAUAGCGAGCGGCAUGUUCCGGCCGUUCAUAGAAGUGAACCUGAUCGGGCCGCACCUCGCCGACAAGAAGAGGAAAUUCGCGACCAAGUCCAAGAGCAACAAUUGGAGUCCCAAGUUCAAUGAGACCUUCCAUUUCAUGGUGAGCGCCACGGAGCAGCUGGAGCUGUUCGAGCUGCACGUGUGCGUGCGCGACUACUGCUUCGCGCGCGAGGACCGGCUCGUGGGCGUCGCCGUCAUGCGCCUCGCCGACAUCGCGGAGCAGAAAAACGAAAAUAUAAACCGAUUGGUAACACGCAUGCCGGAUCAGUGUCGGCAAAACCAAAUGACUGACUCUGGUUCCUGCGCGUGCUGGCUCCCACUCGGGACGAGGGUAAAAAUGGACGAAACGGGUUGGACGAUAUUGAGGAUCCUAUCGCAGAGGCACAGCGACGAAGUGGCUCGCGAAUUCGUCAAACUGAAGUCCGAAAUGAGAGCAGAAGCACCAUCGGGAAGUCAAGGCCCCUCGUGAACUUUGUAAGAUGUGAUCUAGUGUUUAAACAAUCCAUUCGGAUCAGAUCUUCCAAAUUGCGACUGGAAAUACCGGUUGUGAUAAGUUAACAAUAGUACUAAAUACGUACGUUUAAACGUGGUUUAAUUAAUGGACGAUAACGAAAACACUCGAGAUCUAAAGCGGAAUCCGGCGCACCGGCGGUUCCCGGUCAGUGCUCAUAGUUUCGUUCGACGCCAUUACAUUCUCGAGGUGGUAUUUUGUAAAUAAAUUUACGGUGUUUAGUUGUCGCGACUAGUAGAAAUAUUUUGCACAAACUCGUAAAUGUUAGCGAAAAAGACUGACCGUAGGCGGCCGGGCGCUUCGUCCAUCGGUUUUUAGGGAUCCAGUGAAAAACUCCAUCGGACAUUUGUUGCUAUAGAGAAUAACAUCUGUGGAACAUUUUAAACGCAGUUAUUCGUGUAGAUAUUUAACCGUUUCUUCGAAUAAAUCAUUCAAGUUAACGUAAUGUUGUAAUCCAAGUAAAAUUAACGUACGAGUUUCAUGGACGUUAUUUGACAAUUUUGCUGGAUACCUAAAUAUUCGGAUGGACACACUCGAUUUAUCUACUAAUCUGUUUAUGGACCAAACUGUCGUUAAUACAAACGCAUUACCUUAUCCUUAAAACGUAAUAUUAAAUCAAACAUUAUUUAUCUAAUUAAUCAUCUAAUCGUUAUACGUGUACAGUUAAUAUGAUAUGGCCUUAUCAUGUACAUUAUUCCCUUUGUUGAGUUAAAGCUUUCGGUGCGAAAAUGUAUGAGUGGACAAAUAUAAUGUGGGGAUGCGAGUUCGGAUGCGAAUGUAAAAAUUUCGAUAUAGACGUUCUUUUAGAUGAAUGUUCUGGAAUGUUUUAAUAGAGGUUAUUAUUUGUUGAACGUCUUCAUCUUUUAUAACCUUCGUCCUGUUUAAAUUCGCAUUGUAACGUGAUCAAGUUGUGUGUAAAUAGAAAAUUAAAAAAAUGUUAUCGCGUAUUCACAUAUUUGCUAUUACUUUACGCUUAUCCUGUUUAACGAUGUUAUCUAAAAUAUUCCCUACGUCCUUUUGUAUAUUAUUGAAAAUUGUGAUAUUGUUAUGAGAUAUCUAAAGUAACCGUCGUGGUUAUUUACCUAUAAACCUGUUUCAUAGUUCGUGAGUGUUUACUGUUAUAUUUCGCUUCUAAUUCAUUUGUCCGGUCAGGGCAUCGAUUAGUUUACCCAUAAUAUAUUAUAGUAUAAAAUGUUUAAAAAAUAUUUAAUGUAAUAUUUACUAUUAGACAUUCAGUGCUCAAAUUAAUUUUUGUUAAUAAAUAUUAGUACGAUUAUUGUGAGUUAUUGAAUCACUGUCCAGUUAGAUUGGUUACUAAGGAACACGGUGUUUGGUCUUAUCACAUACAUAAACGCAUAUAUUUUCAAAAUCGCAUUACUAAUAUACCUCAAGUUGUAUACGAUUUUUAUUUUUCUAACUAGCGAUGUUUAAGUCAUUCAGAUUUCGAAGUUUUACGAUUGCUGUGUAGAUAUUUUAAUCAUGAUUCCCAGCAAAAUUUCAUAUAUAUUUAUUUUGUCGACUACGCAAUUCUUGGUACAUUCCACACGACAUGGCUAAAUAUAACACGUGAACCAAACAAAUUUUAGUUUAAUUUCCCGGAUGCAUAAAAGUGAAACGUCAUUAGAAGGAGAAUUAUUUUCGUUGAACUCAAAUGAUACAGUACAGACAUAACUAGUGUGUGAGUUAUAACUUCAAAGCGUUAAACUAUGCAAUUAGUUUUGAUUGAUGGUUAUGAGGGUGCAUAAUUGGAUAAUAUAAUAUAUUAUUCCCUUCUUAAAACCUAUGUAAUGCAAAUCUUAAUAACGUGUCACUAUGAGACUUUUUAAACUCGACAAUAAAGUGUUUAUAAUCAGCUUCUUUGUUUAUACCACGAAUUAUUGGUGUACAACAUUCCAUUCUAUAUAUUUUGUAUAUAUUUUAUUACAUAUACUUUAUUGGAGGCGGUACUGAAAAUAUAUGUGAGAAGCACAUCACUUAUCCGACACGGAAAUUAGAUUUUCAAAUAAUUAUAGUGUUUAUCAUGGAUUACAUAUCUGUAGAUAGAGAAUGUGGUUUGUCUAGUCCAAAUCUCGAUUAUAUUUAAAAUAUAUUUACGUAUCUUAAAUUACUAUUUAAUCUUUUUUAUUGAUAUUGAUUUGUAUCUGUCGGCAGACGAUCGUAUAAUUAGAUUUUAUACCUGAGUUACUUUGACAAAUUUUAUUAAAAAUUAGGAAAUUAAAAAAACAACCAUCUCAUUAGUAACGUAAAUAUUACUUUUUAAUAAAUUUCUUACCGUUUUUAUCGAUUUAAUUAUACGAUAUGAACUGCUGAAUCUCCAAUUUGACUGAAUUUGUUCUAGAAAUGUAAUAGAGUGGAUUAUAAUUUCAAUAUUUUAUUAUUCGUUUUCUCUAAGCACACUUCUAUAAUAGUAGAUUUUAUGUUCUGUUAAUCUCUUAAAGAUAAUAAUUAAUGCAAGAGAAUCUUCCGUGUGCUAUAAAUAUUGUUGUUUAGUAAAAUUACAUAUAGUAAUCAAUGAGUGGUUAGAAUUGCUGUCAGGUAGAUUAUUUAAUCGAUUUUUUAUCCUUGUUCUUUUAGUUAUUUAAAAUAACAGAAUUGGCGCCGUAAAUAUGUUUUUGUUUUUGGAAAAUGUACAUUUUAAUCGUAACGGUCAAAUAAAUAAAAUGAAAAUAUAUUUUUACACAAUACAACGGUUGAUUUUUGUUCUCAUAAUGUAUAUUGUAUACUGAACGCAGGUUCAUUCGUCCAUCACAGUGGGUAAGUAAAAAGGAGCUGGUUUUGUAGGAACUACUCGUAUAGUAUGAAAACUUAAAUGUUGUAUGCAUUCAUAUUUUUAUAGUUUAUUUAUUUAUCUAUAAUUUAAAUUUAUUUUCAUAGUUUUAUUUAAUUCAAAUGCGCACAGUAUUCAUGGAUUGUCAUUAUAUACGUCGCUAAUACCUUUACCAAUUGACAAUACCUGGUAAAUAUUAUUUUUAAGAGUAAAAUGUGAUGUCCCAUGCAUCAGCAUCAUUGUAAGUCGGUUACGCUCCAAUUCUAGUAUUAAAUAUCACUUAACAUUGCAUAUAUCUUUGUAUAAACGCAUAUAUGUAAAUGUUACAUGUUUAAACACAUUAUUGAAUUUAGAAUUUUUAUGAAAAAAAAAAUAAA
This is a messenger RNA of Zerene cesonia (dogface butterfly), 12221 nucleotides long. Its product is annotated as protein unc-13 homolog A. Gene Ontology annotation, cellular component: neuromuscular junction; presynaptic membrane; terminal bouton. Bases 717 to 9035 code for a protein of 2772 amino acids. NCBI's taxonomy places the organism in Eukaryota, Metazoa, Arthropoda, Insecta, Lepidoptera, Pieridae. Gene Ontology annotation, biological process: neuromuscular junction development; dense core granule priming; synaptic vesicle priming. The record is from RefSeq and is a predicted model, not a curated record. Gene Ontology annotation, molecular function: calmodulin binding; diacylglycerol binding; phospholipid binding. The transcript has 30 exons.